AUGGACUCGACGGAUCGUUCGAAUUGUGGCGAUCUGAAUACGUCUCAAAUCGUUGUUCAACAAUAUGCGCAGUACCCACCGACACUCGAGUCUACGCUUCAAAGUGCUUCAUCACUAGGUAGCGCUCGCAGUCAAAAUGAAACUAAUAAAUCCCCUCAAAUGCAUCGGAAAGAAACACCGCGAAGCUUGCGUUCUUCGCCGAGAGUAAUUCGGUCAGCUAUACCUCCAUCAUCAACUCAGUCUGGGCCGUCCAUGUCCCCGCCAGUUUUUGAUCCCAUGCGCCAGCAUCAGGGCAAGGACGCAGUUGACCAUGCGGAAUCUCGGGGUUUGCCAUCUCGUGAAAUCACAGACGAGACAAUUGACGACGCUUAUGUGAUGUUUAUCCUCUAUUGCAAUCCCAAUGUCCCAUCUUCAGUCGACAAAUCUGAGCUCCGAAAGACAUUUCGCUGUCCCCCUCGCAGUGAUGGAAAAAGCUUCAGUGUAUUCACACUUUUUGAGCUUAUUCGGAAGCUUGAGAGUAAGGAGCUGAAAACCUGGAUUCAACUAGCUAUUGAGCUUGGUGUAGAGCCUCCGUCAAUGGAAAAGAAGCAAAGUACACAGAAAGUCCAGCAGUAUGCUGUUCGGCUCAAGCGUUGGAUGCGUGCAAUGCAUGUUGAUGCCUUCUUUGAGUAUUGUUUGGGACAUCCUCAUUCGUACUUCACUCAGCUUCCCCCUUCAGGUCCAUUUGUCAGUGAAAUUCGUGAUGGCGUUGCUUUGGAGGAAGAUCUAGCCAUUCGAGCGCUCGUGCCUCAAUGGAAGCCUAAGCGCGGCAGGAAAAGGGCCGAUGAGAGGGAAUCGGAGGAAGAUAAAUCAGCCAAGCGGCCCUCAUUAGAUACAUCUGCCGCUGCUCUACAGCAAAGUGGCUUCCAUCGUCAUUCAGUUACCUUCCCACAAAGUGCCAUUCCUUUCAGUGCAUUUCCAGACGAUGACCCCUGGAUGACAGCCACGACCUCAUUUCCCCCCACAAGUACAUCUGAUCAACAACCCCAAGAUCUACGCUGGAGACUGCCGGAUCGGGAGGUGUCUCCAGUUGGCUAUCCCCAGUCUGCUAUCAUUCCAAGAGGUACCCAACCAUCUCAGAGUCUCAUGCACACGGAGCCACGCUCUGCUGUGACUCCAUCCUCCAGUGACAAAAAUCGCUCCAAGCGCAAACAUGGCCCCGCUGUGUCAUCCGCUUGGACAAAUAACAGUGGAUUAUCUGUGGGUAAAAGUCGAGGAAGACCACCCAACAAACCCUCAACUGGAUCAUUUUCAACCUUCCAUGUCAAUCAGAGUCGAGAAUCUUCCCAGGUUCCACAAAUUCCUACCCAUCAAUCUUCUCCAUUUGUGGUUGAUCAACACCCUUCGAAUCCUGUCACACACUCGUCAUAUAACCAAUCACCGACUCCUCAAAAUAAUGGGAGACCAAGUAAGCUUCAACUGCAAGUUCCACAGCAUAUGGGGGCACCUGUAAGGCUUGCCUCGCCCCCGGCCUUACUGGUUAAUGGAGUGAACGGUGCCGUCAUUUCUCAAGGCCUCCCAUCUGAUGAGUCCCCUCCGCAAGCGAAUAACGCAAGCGCAUUCGGCCAUAAUGGCGCCACGAACUUCCCAGAAAUCACGACCACUGCUCCAAAAAUAUCAAUGGAUGACAUAAUUCGCAUAUUAUCCAAUGAACUUUUCCGUGCCCGCAUUACAGGGAGGGCGUUACCCUUCAGUGCCGAAGAAGCCCAUUCCUUGGCUUCAGCGAUGAUUGGUAACUUGUCUACCGUCUAUUCGCAACUUCCAAUCGAUAUAUUUUCGAUAUUUCUCGUCUUAAACCUUGGUAUGGGCCACCAUUUUGGUUUUACGAAUGCAAAGCCAAUGACUAUGUUUGUGCAUGUCGAAAAUACAUACGGGGCUCCUCACGAUAGUGGCAGGGCCAAUACCUCUAAUGAACUUCCUGGUGGAACUAAUUACCGUGUUUCGUUUGAGUAUAAACCCUCAGGUCAUUUUUCAAUGCAGAUAUUGCUGGGCAAUCUCAAUCCCGGAUCUACCGGAAUUGGUCUCCGCGCAAACUCUGUCACAAAUCGGGAGCCUCCAAUCCAGUCCUCUGUAAACAACGCUCUUGCUGGCUUUGAUCUUGAAGACGAUGAUCUGGACCAGGCCAUUUCUGAGGGGACCGAAGUUACCUGGAGACAGCGCUAUCUAAAACUCCGAGCACAGAUGCAAAAGAAAGAUCGUGCUUUGUCACAAUAUAAGCGUAAGAUUGUUGAAUCAGUUAUGGCGGAUAUUUGA
Penicillium taxi is the source of this 2292-nucleotide messenger RNA. It is a transcript of the gene abp2, whose product is annotated as putative ARS binding protein Abp2. The transcript has 2 exons. The coding region runs from base 1 to 2292 and encodes 763 amino acids. The record is from RefSeq and is a predicted model, not a curated record. Gene Ontology annotation, molecular function: DNA replication origin binding. NCBI's taxonomy places the organism in Eukaryota, Fungi, Ascomycota, Eurotiomycetes, Eurotiales, Aspergillaceae.